This is a messenger RNA of Prunus armeniaca (apricot), 1269 nucleotides long. The record is from the annotation of a GenBank genome assembly. Lineage: Eukaryota; Viridiplantae; Streptophyta; Magnoliopsida; Rosales; Rosaceae.
AUGUCAGGAAUCAAAGUGUUGCUAACGUAUAAGCGAAAGCGGCAAUCAAGAACAGAUCCUGUACAGGGACAUGAGUGCCGUAAUUCACUUUUUGUUGCACCCGAUGAUACUUCUUUAAGCAAACCACCAGACUUGCAAGUUCAUUUGAUUGAUAAGCGUACCUCAGAAAAUUACAACAGAAAUUCUGCGCACUGUGGAAAAUGCCUUCAGUUGUAUCAUCUCCAAUGCCUAGAUAAACCCCAUAAGGAAAAGAAACACAUGGAAGUGUCCGGCACAAGACAAAUACCAAUUAAAACCGUUCCGACAAGUCUUGAUGAGGUUCCUUCCCAAAGGGAUGCAUAUGGAAAUAAGUCUAGUGGCAAGAAAGUAGGCUCAUCUUCAAAUGCUAAUGCUGGAGCAUUGGUUGAUGAUAAUAAUGUUGGAGGGAGGUUAGUUUCUCAAUUGGUGAUGAAUUCCGCUGUAAUUAUUGCUGAUUUUGUAAGACAAAAAUCAUCAUCAGCAGCAGCAGCAUUUGAAAGAAAAAGCAGCUCUGGAUGUGAUGGUAGCUCGCCAAGAUUGAAUACAUCAAACUUAGAAGACACUGAUUCAUUCUCUAGAAAUAAUUCUUAUGAAGAAACUUCCCCUGAAAACUGCUCAGUAGAUCAUGAAGCAGAUUUGAAGCACUCCAGAGAGAACUUAUUGGUUUCUUAUAUUUUAAUUGCUUACUUCAUUCAUCGGGACAGUUUGAUGCAUGAAGAAGAACAACUUCAUGAUGAGGAAAAGACAGGCAGUGACACCUUACAACAGGCUGGAGAAGUACUUGGCCAGAGUGCUCAAAGUGCAAUGGAUGUUGAAGUUCUUUGCAUGGAUCAUUUAAGAAAAAGUAGUGAUACUAGAGACUCCUCUUCUGAAGCUGCAACUCUAUGUAAACCAGGAAAAACCCAUGCAUUGAUAAGAGAUGAAGCUCAAGUUUUAUCAAGUGCUGAUCCUAAAGCAACAGAAACCCCUCAUUUAGGUGAUCACUUCCUUAUUUGGACUUGUCUGUUAUCCCCACCGGACCAUGGUGGUUCUAAUCAUUCUGCAAAAGUAUGGCCAGCCAAUGGUUGUACAGGUGAAAGGGGAACUGGGAGGUCUACAAAGAAACCUGAUAAAGGAAGGACUGCAAAAGAGGAGGCAUCCAAACGUGAGAAGGUCCGAGAAAUACAGAAAAUCUUCCCUCCAUGCUUUAAUCACCUGAGGAAAUGGCCACUGCCAAUAUUUGAAGAGUACGGUCGCGGCUGUAUUAUUUAA